Messenger RNA from Nestor notabilis (Kea), 639 nucleotides. RefSeq names its product transmembrane protein 140 (gene TMEM140). The transcript has a single exon. The record is from RefSeq and is a predicted model, not a curated record. Lineage: Eukaryota; Metazoa; Chordata; Aves; Psittaciformes; Psittacidae.
GGCAUCCCCACAGCAGGCUCUACCAUGGUAUCAAGAGAGCAUGUGGGUACCAGGAUGGGUCUGCUGCGACAGAGGUGCACCAGGCACUUGCUCUGCGCGCUGAGCCUCCUCAAAGCUGCCGGGACCUUGGCCUUGAUGCUUUAUGCACUGCUGUGGGAAGCAGGGAAUCUGGUCAACCUCCCUGACAAGCGCAUUGGCUUUUACAACUUCUGCCUGUGGGAUGAGACAGCCCGGGAGCUGCAGUGCCUGGACUACAAGCAUCUGCAGGUGACGGGCAUCAGCCUACCAGGAGUGGCGCUAGCCAGGGUUUGUGUGGAUACCUGCCUCGUCUUCAGCAUCUUCUACCCCAUUUUUUUCACACAUGCAAAGUGCACAGAGGAAAAAGGUGGCUGGAAGAUGAUCCUCAUCAUACUCAUCACCUAGACAACAAUCCUGUCUGGAGGCCUGGGUAUGUUUCUUUUCCAAACCUCACAGUGGAUUCACCCCUGUGACUUCACUGGGGGCUUCCUGGCACUGCUUGGGACUCAGGCUCUGCUACUGCUCCACAUUCUCACUGCCACCAUGUACCUCAGCUGGGCCAAGCACACACACACCCAUGUCAAAGCCAUUCAACAGAAGACCCUGUCCAUUGAGAUUUGA